AUGGGCGAGGCCUUUGCCAACACGCUGCAACGAUGUCCACCGGAUCAGCUGCAGUGGUUGCUCAAAGCCGUGCAGACUGUGACUGAGGAUUCCGUUCGGUCUGCCAUGCAGAAGCACGUGCUUCCCUUGUUCGACGGUUCCUGUGGACGCACUGUGUCCAUGGUUGCACCGGCGCAGAAGCGUGAAGAACUCGAGGAAGCCGUGGCCAAGCUGGAGCCGCCGUUCAAGGUGCGCCACUUGGAUGUCGAUGCUUUCGUGAAUGUCCUGGGCACGGCCAGCGGCUUCGCGGAGCUGCGGAGGUCCUUGAGAGAGCUGGCCUCGUGCCCCGGCUACAUCAGCUCUAAGACAAUGUCGGCCUCAUUCUACCAGUAG
Messenger RNA from Symbiodinium sp. CCMP2592, 372 nucleotides. The record is from the annotation of a GenBank genome assembly. NCBI's taxonomy places the organism in Eukaryota, Dinophyceae, Suessiales, Symbiodiniaceae.